This is a messenger RNA of Mugil cephalus (flathead mullet), 2960 nucleotides long. RefSeq names its product kelch domain containing 8A (gene klhdc8a). Bases 781 to 1845 code for a protein of 354 amino acids. The record is from RefSeq and is a predicted model, not a curated record. The transcript has 9 exons. Lineage: Eukaryota; Metazoa; Chordata; Actinopteri; Mugiliformes; Mugilidae. Gene Ontology annotation, molecular function: protein binding.
AUAAAUCAGUAAACAACUUAAGUUCAGAACCUGCCCUACAAUCCAAACGCUCGUGUGAGUGGGCUUCCCUUUACCAAAUAUAGGACAGCCAGCCAGGCUCUGCAGCCGCUCUCUCUCUGGAUUGCACCAUCGCAGGGAAUGAGUCUGAACUUGCGAUGAAAGCCGGAGAUGAAUUCUUCAUCUGUGACCCACAUAAUGGCGGUAUAUCUGGGUGGGUGAGCGGAGCCCCGCCGCGUUUCCAGCCCGCUCCUCCGCCGGUGCUGCUGGAGCUUUAAGCGGCGCACCUCACCUCGCCUCGCCUCGCCUCGCGUCGACUCGCCUCGUCUCCCAUCUUCCUCCGCCUGGAUCCGACUCUCCUCCUCCUCCUCCUCCUCCUCCUCCUUCUCCUCUCUCCAUCUCGCUUCCAGAAGGAGGAGAGGAGCGGGAAGCAGAAGAGCCGCGCGUCGAGGAGGAAAAAAAAGGGGCCGACGGACGGAGACGGGAAAAGUAAGGCUGAGAAAUUACCCAAGGUUUUCUGCGUGGGAUUCAAGCUGAAGGGCUCAGCGUGAAGCGGCUGACCACACAGAGGAGGGGAGGCUUCAGCCCGGCCUUUAUCUGACCUGACACUUCCAUCUCUUACCAGCACCACCUUCUCCUCACUCUGGGGCCCCGACUCUUACUCCACCAACUCGUUUCUCACCUGCCCAUCCCCCCGCCUCCCCCCCGAUCGAUCCGCACCUGAACCUCCUCCGUCCUCCCUCUCCCCCAGCCUCGGCGACUCUACCCCGAGCUGCUGAGGCCAUGGCCGUGCCCGGGGUCCACGAGUUUCACUGGCAGAGCCUGGCCCGGUUGCCCAGCGGCCGUGUCUACCACACCCUGUGUGAUGUGGGGGGGCAGAUGUUCAUGCUGGGUGGCUGCGAUGCUGCUGCAAGGCCUUGUCCAACCGUUGAACUCUACUCCCCGGAGGGCGACCGGUGGAUCAGCCUGGCCCCCAUGCCCACCCCUCGUGCUGGGGCGGCCGUGGCAGUGCUCGGAAAGCAGAUCCUGGUGGUGGGAGGAGUGGGAGAGGACCAGAGCCCCCUAAAGGUGGUGGAGAUGUACAACACGGACGAAGGGAGGUGGAGGAAGAGGAGCGCUCUGCGGGAGGCACUGAUGGGUGUGUCAAUCACUGUCAAAGAUGGACGGGCUCUGGCUUUAGGGGGAAUGGGUGCUGACCUGCUCCCUCGUAACAUCCUGCAGCAGUACGACCUCCGAAAGGACGUGUGGGGGCUGCUUCCCCCGAUGCCGACUCCACGCUACGAUGCCAACGCCCAUCUGCUGGGCGGCAAACUCUAUGUGGCAGGCGGCCGUCAGUGUAAACGUCCGGUGAAGGCCUUCGAGAUGUACGACACAGAGACGCGCACUUGGACUACACUACCCAUAAUGCCGUGUAAACGUUCAUACGGGGGCGUCAUAUGGGAUCCGGCCGGGAGGCUGUGUCUGCUAGGAGGACUGAGGCAGGGGGGAGGACACCAGAGCUCCAAGUUCACCAAGAACGUCAACAUUUUUGACACCAACCAAGGUGCGUGGCUCAGGUCGGAGGAGACGGUGGCCAUGAAAACCAAGAGGGCCGACUUUGCUGCUGCCUUUCUGCGCGGCCGCAUGGUGGUGGCAGGAGGGCUAGGUCACGAGCCCUCAGCUCUAGACACGGCGGAGGCCUUUCAUCCUCAGAGGAAGAAGUGGGAGAGGCUGGCACCCAUGACGUCCCCCAGAUGCUCCACCUCUUCCAUCGUCAUCAGAGACCGCCUUCUGGUGGUGGGAGGGGUCAACCAGGUCCCCAGCUCUGCCCACGAGAUCCUGUACAUCAAAGAAGAAGAGUACCUGUAGCCCGUGGUUCCCUGACUAGAUCCAGAUGAAUGCAGCAGCGCGUCGGUGACUCCGCUUUCUCCGCUCUUGAAGAGUUCCCUCCCGAUUUAGACUGUAGUGCAAUAUUUAGUCGAACACAGUGGGAAGGGAAAUGGGUAAAAGUCUGGCUGUCUCGUGUAAUGCGAUGGAACACUGCCCCCUGCUGGACCGACCCGACGCUGAGCCCCCACAUGUCAGCACACGUCCUGUACUGUACGCACACCGGAGGAGCUGGCUCUUUCUUUUUACCGAGUUGUUCCUCGACACUUAAAAAAAAAAAAAAAAAAAAAUGAUGUGACACUUCUGCAUUGUACGUUGUAGUGCAUACUGGGAGAAGGAACUAUUUUGUAGCUGUCGUGUCCACGGCUGUAGACAGAUGAUAUACAGACAACCUACGUUAUUUUAUUGCAUAUUUAUAUUUCGUGUCUUUUUUGUCUUUAUUUAUGUGCAGCUUGUGAACAAGUGUGCAGUUGUAGAUGUAGAGAGAACUAUGACGACACGACUGCAAUAAUCGGAUAUUAUUUUGGGGUUUGGGAAAGGAAACUCUUUAAUGUUGGGUUUAUAAACUGCUCUGUUACAGACUUUGCACUAAAGCAACUGGGGUUUAUGCCAUUGAUUUUUUUUUUUCCAGUGGUGAUGUGUAGUAGUAAUUAAUAAUUACUCUAAAGAUACUGUAAUAUCAGUCCUCUCUGCUGUUCACAUUUGUGCUAUUAGUCAUUCACAUGAUGUAAUAGCUGCAGCGUGUUAAAUGAUAAUACAGGAUGAUUGUGCACAUUUCAUCCACAUCUCCUUUGGUGUAACGCGUGCUUGUUUAGUAACAGUCAUCCCUUAAUAUCUCUCUCAGGCUGUGAUCUAGUCAACAAAUGGAUUUGUCUCUAAAUAUCCUGCAGGGUGGUGGUUUGCUGUCUUCGUAGCCGACGCUCUCUUUGGCUCAGGCUCGUAUGUAACAGAUGAAUAACUUGUAGACUUUUGUUUUGUUUCGUUUUUUAAUGAGUGUGUUGGUAAUUCAUAAUUCAUUUCAUUUCACCCAUGCGCGUCAUGUAUUAUUAAGGAUAUGAAAAGUCAUAUUCAGUGAAAUAAACUGAACCUCUAGCCUG